AUGGAAGAAGCCCCUCAGACAGAGAGGAAGAAGUUCUCUUUCACCAUCAAGGACAUCUUGGAAGGCAGGGAGGAAAGAGGGGAUGCUGGUGGGAUGUCUCUGUCCGUGGUUCACAGGGAGCCAUUAAAAGAGGAGAUGACCUUUGACGUGAUUCCAGCUGUGAACCCCGCAGAUGCUCUGGACCAGGCCUGUCCCUGCUGCUGCUACUGCACACGUUGUGGGAACGCACUCAAGCCUGAUCUCCGACCCCUGGCCGCUUGCCAGUAUUUGUGGUGCAGAGGGAUGUUCCCAGACUCACCCGGGGCAGAGGACUCUCACUGCAGCCAAGGGGAGGAAUUCCUCUUCAAUCAGAUCCAGAGGCGCACACGGCGUCACCGCACCAUCUUCACUGAGGAGCAGCUGCAUGCGCUAGAGGAGCUCUUUCUCCAGAACCAAUAUCCCGAUGUUACGGCGCGGGAGCAGCUGGCGCUCCGCACCCAUCUACGCGAGGAGAGAGUGGAGGUAAACAGCGUCAUUACAUGA
Megalops cyprinoides (Indo-Pacific tarpon) is the source of this 522-nucleotide messenger RNA. Its product is annotated as homeobox protein goosecoid-2. Gene Ontology annotation, biological process: regulation of transcription by RNA polymerase II. Gene Ontology annotation, molecular function: DNA-binding transcription factor activity, RNA polymerase II-specific; RNA polymerase II cis-regulatory region sequence-specific DNA binding. The record is from RefSeq and is a predicted model, not a curated record. The transcript has 2 exons. Gene Ontology annotation, cellular component: nucleus. NCBI's taxonomy places the organism in Eukaryota, Metazoa, Chordata, Actinopteri, Elopiformes, Megalopidae. Bases 1 to 522 code for a protein of 173 amino acids.